AUGGGGGAUGGAGAAGAAAUCCCUAUCAGAAUCACCAAUGUAGAAUUGGCUAAGAUAGUCAAAGAGCAAAUGGCAGAGAGUAGGGCUGUCAGAGAGGAGAAUAGGGCAAUGAAGAGAGAGUUAGAUAAGUUGAAAGGCCAAGUGAGGAGAGGAAGCCAAGAAGAGUCAGAAGAAGAAGAGGAAGAGCAAGAUCCAGCCGGUCAAGCAAAUAUUCCAGAGGAUCAAAAGGCAAUCCUUGCAGCCCUAGAGAGGGUAGGAGUAAAGGAUAGGACUGAUAUUCCUUUGUUCCAUGGCAAAUUGGAACCGGAAGAAUGCAUGGAUUGGAUAGAAGCUUUGGAGAAUUAUUUUGAGUGUGAGGUAGUACUUCCAAGCCAAAAGGUGAAGUUGGCAAAGUCAAAAUUGAAGGGGCCAGCCCUUAGUUGGUGGAAUUUUCUACAAAAUGAGAGAUUGGAAGAGGGAAAGGAGGUCAUUUCCACUUGGACCAGAAUGAAGGCAGAAUUGAAAAAACAGUUUGUACCGGAUGAUUAUGAAGUAACCCUUCAUAAGAAGCUUCAAAAUUUGAAGCAAAAAGAUCUUGAUGUGAGUACUUAUACUCAAGAAUUUCACAAUUUGACCUUGAAGGCCAAAAUGUUUGAAACUGAAAAACAAAAACUUGCAAGGUAUAUCAAUGGAUUGAAAUAUAGCAUCCAAAAUGAAUUGACAUUGGUUAGUGUGGAAUCAGUCCACAAAUGUUUUCAGCUUGCCCUCAAGAUUGAGGAAAAACAGAAAAGAAGAGGAGAACAAAGUAAGGGAAGAGGAAACUCAUUCCGUGAAAGAGGUAGGUUCAAUGGGAGAGGAACUUUUCCUAAGUCCCAAGGUGAAAGUAGCAAUCAAAGUGUUGAUAAUGAUGCUGGUGGCAGAGGUUCAUUCAGAGGAAGAGGGUCAAAUAAUGGCAGGGGCAGAUCCAGAGGAAGAGGUCCUAAUGUGUUCACCGGAAGGUGCUUCUCAUGUAACCAAGUUGGGCAUCAAUCUUUCAGAUGUCCACAAAAGAGUGACAACAGCAAUCCAGGAGAUAGAAGGGUACAAUUGAUUCAAGAAGAGGAUUGUCAAAGCAACUCAUCAUACCAUACAACCUCAUCCAAGCAUGCUGAUCCAGUGCAGGGAGAAACUCUUAUGUUCAAUAGAUCGCUGUUGGUACCACUCAAUAAGGAGCCAACACAAAGGAAAUCUCUAUUCCAGACUACUUGCAAAGCAAAAGGUAAAGUAUGCAAGGUAAUUGUUGAUUCUGGCUCUACUGAAAAUUUAGUUUCCUUGGAAAUGGUUACUAAGUUAAAUUUGAAAAGGCUUCCACAUCCUACUCCCUAUAAAGUUUCCUGGUUGAAUAAGGAGCAGCAAACUAUUGUGAAUGAACAAUGCUUGGUAGAAUUUGAAAUUGGAAGACCAUGGCAAUAUGAUACUAAUGCCCAGCAUGAUGGGAAAACCAAUGUGUUCAAUAUAACUAAGGAUGGAGAAAAUUUCAUAAUGACACCUUUACCGGAUGUUGCAAAUAAUUCAAUCUUACAAAGUAGUGUUAUGGUUGUCAAAGAAAAGGAGUUUUUAGAAGGUCUUAAGGAAGAGAAUCCUCCAUGCUUUGCUGUUGUAAUCAGACCUAAGGAAACUAAUUGUGAGGGCAGGGAAUUGAAUUUAGAAGCCAAGGAAAGUACUUGUCCUAAGGUUGUAUGUGAUUUGUUGAAUAAGUAUGAUGGUAUUAUUGCUGAUAGUGCUCAUGAGUCUCUUUCACCAAAGAGGUCAAUCAGCCAUUGUAUUGAUUUGAUUCCGGGUGCUACAUUACCAAAUAAAGCAGCCUAUAAACUAACUCCCAAACAAAAUGCUGAAGUUGCACGGCAAAUCCAAGGAUUGUUAGAAAAGGGUUACAUACGGAAAAGUAUUAGCCCAUGUGCUGUCCCAGUAGUCCUUGCUCCUAAGAAAGAAGGAACUUGGAGGUUGUGUACAGAUUCUCGUGCUAUUAAUAAGAUUACUAUUAGAUACCGAUUUCCCAUGCCUCAGUUAGAGGAUCUCAUGGACUGUUUAGGUGUUAUGCCUUUUGGUUUAUCCAAUGCUCCUAGUACUUUCAUGCAUUUAAUGAAUGAAGUGCUGAAACCUUUUCUUCAUCAAUUUGUUGUUGUAUAUUUGGAUGAUAUUCUGAUUUUUAGUGGCAGCAAAGAGGAGCAUUUACAGCAUUUGGAUCAGGUCUUGAGGAAGCUUCAUGAAGAAGGCUUGAGGGUAAACUCAGAGAAGUGUUCCUUCAUGCAAGAAGAACUUGUGUUCUUGGGUUUUGUAAUUUCAAAAGGCAGUCUGAAAAUGGAUCCUUCAACGGUAGAAGCCAUCCUAAAUUGGCCAGCACCUACUAUAGCCACGGAGGUAAAAAUUUUUCAUGGUUUAUGCAGUUUCUAUAGAAAGUUUAUUAGAAACUUUAGUGGUGUUUGUGUUCCACUUAUUGAUACUAUUAAAGGAGGAAGAAAAUGUGUUUUCCAAUGGACUAAAGAGGCCAAUGAAUCUUUUGAAUUACUGAAAAAGAAAAUAUCCGAACAGCCAGUACUUGUUUUACCGGAUUUUUAUAAGGUUUUUGUUGUUGAAUGUGAUGCUAGCAAUAAGGCUAUUGGUGGGGUUCUUAGUCAAGAUGGUAGACCCAUAGCCUUCUUUAGUGAGAAAUUAAAUGCAGCAAAACAAAAAUAUUCUACUUAUGAUCUUGAACUUUAUGCUAUGGUUCAGUCGUUAAGAAAAUGGAGGCAUUAUCUUUUACCAAAAGAGUUCAUUGUUUUUACGGAUAACCAUGCACUCAGUUUUCUGAAUAGACAAGAGAAACUUAACCAUAGACAUGUCAAGUGGAUGGAGUUUUUGCAGGCCUAUACUUUCAGCAUUAAACAUAAGAAAGGGGUUACUAAUAAGGUGGCGGAUGCUUUGAGUAGAAGGACACUUGCCAUUCAGUCUAUGCAAUUGGAAAGUGCUGGUUUAGAGGCUAUGGCAUCCAUGUAUGCUACGGAUGAAGAUUUCAAGGAAAUUUAUCAGUCUAAAGGUCAUUCCUCUAAUGCUGGUCUUUACACACCUUUACCCAUUCCUUCUAAACCAUGGGAUUCAGUUAGUAUGGAUUUUGUGCUCGGUUUGCCUAGGACCAAGUCCGGUUAUGACAGCAUAUUUGUGGUAGUAGAUCGGUUUUCAAAAAUGGCUCAUUUUAUUCCAUGUAAAACUACUCAUGAUGCAUCUCAUGUUGCUGGAUUGUUCUUUCAGGAAGUAGUACGUUUGCAUGGUUUACCUUUGUCAAUCAUAUCAGAUAGAGAUCCUAAAUUGUUGGGUCAUUUUUGGCACACUUUGUGGAAGAAAUUGGGCACUAAUGUUUGUUUAUCUUCUGCAUAUCACCCACAAUCCGAUGGGCAGACUGAGGUCAUCAAUAGGUCUCUUGGUAAUCUUUUGAGGUGCUUGACACAAGAACAUGGUACAAGUUGGGAUUCAGUUUUGGCUCAAGCUGAGUUCUACUAUAAUGAUUCAGUGAAUCGUAGUACCAGGAAAACUCCAUUUCAGAUUGUGUAUGGUAUUCAUCCACGGGGCAUUUUGGAAUUAAGGGAUGUUAAUUGUUUGGAAAAGCCCAGUGCUUUGGCUGAUGAUUUUGUUACUGUUAUGAAGGAUAUUCAGGAUCAGGUUAAGGUAAAGCUUCAGCAUUCUAAUUCCAAAUAUAAAACUCAUGCAGAUAAACGGAGGAAAGAUGUCACAUUCAAUGUUGGGGAUUUGGUCAUGGUCCAUUUAAAGAAAGAAAGGCUACCUAAGGGCCAUUAUACGAAACUUAUGGCAAAAAAGAUUGGACCUUUUAAAAUUCUCAAACGUAGUGGUCCUAAUGCCUAUCAUGUUGAUCUUCCUCCGGAUAUUCAUUUAUCACCUGUCUUUAAUGUUGCUGAUCUAUAUUUGUAUAAAGGUCCUGUUGAUAAUUCUGUGACUGCAGGUGCUGUUGAUUCUCUUGUUGAUGCACAGCUUUCAGCUCUUCCUAAGGUACCUCCUUUGGAGAUUGAUUGCAUUUUGGAAACUCGUGUGGCCCGGAAGACCCGACGUCAUACAUAUUAUGAACAUUUGGUGCAGUGGAAAUCCAGACCAGUUGAAGAUGCUACAUGGCUGUCUACUGCCGCUCUUGAGAAAUUGGGUUUUUCUGUUCCAGCAGUCCCAACUCAAGGGACUUGA
Messenger RNA from Cryptomeria japonica (Japanese cedar), 4185 nucleotides. RefSeq lists its product as uncharacterized. Lineage: Eukaryota; Viridiplantae; Streptophyta; Pinopsida; Cupressales; Cupressaceae. The coding region runs from base 1 to 4185 and encodes 1394 amino acids. The transcript is spliced from 4 exons. Gene Ontology annotation, molecular function: zinc ion binding; nucleic acid binding. Gene Ontology annotation, biological process: DNA integration. The record is from RefSeq and is a predicted model, not a curated record.